AUGUUUUUCCAUCUUUAUCAUCAACGGUUUUACAUGACGGUCGACUUUAUAAGAAAUCAACAAAAUGACAUCUUAAAAGUCAACACACAAGGUCUUCUAGCUACUGGCCGCUUAACAGCUUACGCUUUUGCGCUUCUUAAAACUAAUAUUGGAUUGGCUUUUUUUUUCUUUUCGGAUAAUUCACACGCUUCACAGAAAAGCGAAGAGAUAAUUCUUACAGCAAACAAAUGA
Clunio marinus is the source of this 231-nucleotide messenger RNA. Lineage: Eukaryota; Metazoa; Arthropoda; Insecta; Diptera; Chironomidae. The record is from the annotation of a GenBank genome assembly.